AUGGACGUGUUUGGGGAAAAUGAGGAGCUUUGGGAAAGAUUGUGGAGAAUAACGAUGAAAAGACUGUCCUCAGACCGUCCUCAGACCGUCCUCAGACUGUCCUCAGACUGUCCUCAGACUGUCCUCAGACUGUCCUCAGACCGUCCUCUGACUGUCCUCAGACUGUCCUCAGACUGUCCUCAGACUGUCCUCAGACUGUCCUCAGACCGUCCUCAGACCGUCCUCAGACUGUCCUCACACUGUCCUCAGACCGUCCUCAGACCGUCCUCAGACUGUCCUCAGACCGUCCUCAGACUGUCCUCAGACUGUCCUCAGACCGUCCUCACACUGUCCUCAGACCGUCCUCAGACCGUCCUCAGACUGUCCUCAGACCGUCCUCAGACUGUCCUCAGACUGUCCUCAGACUGUCCUCAGACUGUCCUCAGACUGUCCUCAAACCGUCCUCAGACUGUCCUCAGACCGUCCUCAGACUGUCCUCAGACUGUCCUCAGACCGUCCUCAGACUGUCCUCAGACUGUCCUCAGACCGUCCUCAGACCGUCCUCAGACCGUCCUCAGACCGUCCUCAGACUGUCCUCAGACUGUCCUCAGACCGUCCUCAGACCGUCCUCAGACCGUCCUCAGACCGUCCUCAGACCGUCCUCAGACCGUCCUCAGACCGUCCUCAGACCGUCCUCAGACUGUCCUCAGACCGUCCUCUGACUGUCCUCAGACUGUCCUCAGACUGUCCUCAGACUGUCCUCAGACCGUCCUCAGACCGUCCUCAGACCGUCCUCAGACCGUCCUCAGACCGUCCUCAGACUGUCCUCAGACUGUCCUCAGACUGUCCUCAGACCGUCCUCAGACCGUCCUCAGACCGUCCUCAGACCGUCCUCAGACCGUCCUCAGACCGUCCUCAGACCGUCCUCAGACCGUCCUCAGACCGUCCUCAGACUGUCCUCACACUGUCCUCAGACUGACCUCAGACUGUCCUCAGACCGUCCUCAGACCGUCCUCAGACCGUCCUCAGACCGUCCUCACACUGUCCUCUGACCGUCCUCUGACUGUCCUCAGACUGUCCUCUGACCGUCCUCUGACUGUCCUCAGACUGUCCUCUGACCGUCCUCUGACUAGACCAGAGGACUGGGUGGUCCUCACAGAGACCAGAGGACUGGGUGGUCCUCACAGAGACCAGAGGACUGGGUGGUCCUCACAGAGACCAGAGGACUGGGUGGUCCUCACAGAGACCAGAGGACUGGGUGGUCCUCACAGAGACCAGAGGACUGGGUGGUCCUCACAGAGACCAGAGGACUGGGUGGUCCUCCACAGAGACCAGAGGACUGGGUGGUCCUCACAGAGACUAGAGGACUGGGUGGUCCUCACAGAGACCAGAGGACUGGGUGGUCCUCACAGAGACCAGAGGACUGGGUGGUCCUCACAGAGACCAGAGGACUGGGUGGUCCUCACAGAGACCAGAGGACUGGGUGGUCCUCACAGAGACCAGAGGACUGGGUGGUCCUCACAGAGACCAGAGGACUGGGUGGUCCCCACAGAGACCAGAGGACUGGGUGGUCCUCACAGAGACCAGAGGACUGGGUGGUCCUCACAGAGACCAGAGGACUGGGUGGUCCUCACAGAGACCAGAGGACUGGGUGGUCCUCACAGAGACCAGAGGACUGGGUGGUCCUCACAGAGACCAGAGGACUGGGUGGUCCUCACAGAGACCAGAGGAAUGGGUGGUCCUCACAGAGACCAGAGGACUGGGUGGUCCUCACAGAGACUAGAGGACUGGGUGGUCCUCACAGAGACCAGAGGACUGGGUGGUCCUCACAGAGACUAG
Knipowitschia caucasica is the source of this 1818-nucleotide messenger RNA. NCBI's taxonomy places the organism in Eukaryota, Metazoa, Chordata, Actinopteri, Gobiiformes, Gobiidae. The record is from the annotation of a GenBank genome assembly.